Messenger RNA from Gongylonema pulchrum, 99 nucleotides. The record is from the annotation of a GenBank genome assembly. Lineage: Eukaryota; Metazoa; Nematoda; Chromadorea; Rhabditida; Gongylonematidae.
AUGUCAUUUGUUCAAAUGGUUCCUUCUCUUUCAUCACACAUGCCGAUAAGUACUGCCAAGCUUCUAAGCGCAAUAUUACCUGUUAUGUAUUUUCUAUAG